This is a messenger RNA of Telopea speciosissima, 1255 nucleotides long. RefSeq names its product mitochondrial dicarboxylate/tricarboxylate transporter DTC-like. NCBI's taxonomy places the organism in Eukaryota, Viridiplantae, Streptophyta, Magnoliopsida, Proteales, Proteaceae. Gene Ontology annotation, biological process: transmembrane transport. The transcript has 6 exons. Gene Ontology annotation, molecular function: oxoglutarate:malate antiporter activity. The record is from RefSeq and is a predicted model, not a curated record. Bases 103 to 996 code for a protein of 297 amino acids.
AUUUAUGUUUGGAAGGAGGGUUUGUUGUCUGAGAACCCCCUUCUACUACCUCACGGUCACAAAAGCGCUAUUCUCUCUGUGCUAAACGUUUCCGAUCGAGAAAUGGGAGAGAAACCGAAAGCGGGUGGUGUCUGGCCUACUGUGAAGCCAUUCGUUAAUGGCGGAGCAUCUGGGAUGCUCGCUACCUGCGUAAUCCAACCUGUGGAUAUGAUAAAGGUGAGGAUUCAGUUGGGCCAAGGCUCUGCAGCCCAGGUUACCAAGACUAUGCUCCGAGAGGAGGGUGUAGGAGCCUUUUACAAGGGGUUAUCAGCUGGGUUGCUCAGGCAAGCUACUUACACCACUGCACGACUUGGAUCAUUCAGGAUUUUGACGAACAAAGCGAUUGCUGCUAAUGAUGGGAAGCCGUUACCCCUGUACCAGAAAGCACUUUGUGGGCUGACGGCUGGAGCAAUAGGAGCAUGUUUUGGUAGUCCUGCAGAUUUGGCACUCAUCCGUAUGCAGGCUGAUGCCACUUUGCCUACUGCACAACGUCGGCAUUACAAGAAUGCGUUCCAUGCACUAUCCCGCAUUGUUGCAGAUGAAGGGGUUUUGGCACUCUGGAAAGGAGCAGGUCCCACUGUAGUAAGAGCCAUGGCAUUGAAUAUGGGCAUGCUUGCCUCGUACGAUCAAAGUGUUGAGCUUUUUAGAGACUCCCUUGGUUUUGGUGAAGCUAGUACAGUAGUGGGAGCAAGUGCUGUUUCCGGAUUCUUUGCUGCAGCUUGUAGUUUACCAUUUGACUAUGUGAAAACUCAAAUACAGAAAAUGCAACCUGAUCCCAGUGGGAAGUAUCCUUACACUGGAUCUUUGGACUGUGCAAUGAAAACUCUGAAGGCAGGAGGUCCCUUCAAAUUCUACACAGGGUUUCCUGUCUAUUGUGUUAGGAUUGCUCCCCAUGUCAUGAUGACAUGGAUAUUCCUGAAUCACAUUCAGAAGCUUGAGAAAAACGUUGGAUUGUAGAAUUCCAAAUAUUGGAAUUUUGCUUACGGUUGAUAGUAUCUCACUACAAUAAAAUAUUUUUGGCUUUGCACUGUUAGCGGGAGCUGGUUUUGGCGACUUUGGCAGCCCUCAAGCCUUAAGAAGUUUGGGAAAUUUGACUGAAUAGAAGGUUUAAUAAUUUAUCGGAGUUGUAUCAGAAACAAUUGUUACAGAAUUUUUUUUCCUUCAAUUUUGUUGUUGGUUAAAUGGUAGGAAUAAUGUUAGUAGCAAGAUUUGUCAA